CGAAUUAGCAGUGGGCAAGUAGGCAACAGUUGCUGUUGAAGUGGGAGCAUUUGUAAUGGGCCCAAUUUGCCAGCAACUGAUGUCGGCCGACAUGUUGCUUUGAGGGGUGGAGACAACUUUGAGCUCCGGUGGUGACCGCUGCAAUCACCAGGGAGGCGCAAGCCACCUUUCAGAGCUCGCACUCCAUCAAGAUGCCGGUGGGAAAGUCCAAGCCAUGUCGCCGGCGCAGUGUUAUUGUUCCCUACGGACUCAAAACUUGGCUGGAAUGUCUCGCCAUGGCUGUAGCGAAGGAAUGUCCCAAAUGCAUGAGGCGUUUCAUUGCAAAGUACUGUCAAGAGCUCAUGGAGUACAGAAAUGAAAACCCCAUGAUGGACAUCAGGGAUCUUGUCUUAACAUACCAGAGUUUAAGAGAGAACAGAAGAUCUUUAAAAAAGCAUUAUCAUGUGGAUGGACAAUAUUCCCAAUUUAAAUGUUUUAGCUGGUGCACAACACUUUCUUCCUGUGAUGCCCAUAACGUCCAAGCAGAGAUCCAAAGAACUGAACGGACAGAUGAUAUGGGGCAGUCUGUGGCCAUCGAGACAUCUACCGCAUCAAAAGAUUUGAUCAGUUGUCAUUCCGAAGAUGUCUCUAAAGCUAUUGGGCUGUAUAUGAGUCAGCCUGGCAAAGAGAAUGAACAAGGGCCUUCUGCUACCACCUCUGAAGCAAUCCCUGAUGUUGUGGUCCACAAUAAGGCACCCGCGUUGGUACCCACACCAAAUCUGAGCCGAGCUCCAUCAGGGGACCUUCAGGAUGGCAAUGUGGUUGAGAAGGAAUUAGGUUGCCAAGCUACAGACAGACUAACUUACCAACAAAGCACUGAUAUAUCUAGAAGCCCCUCAGAAGAACUCUUGAGUGAAUAUGAACAGCUUUCAGAUGGUGAAUUUGAGAUUGGUGCACAGCAUGUGUCGGCGAUUGCAGUCAGAUAUCUGUCAGAAACCAUGAUGGAAUAUGAACAGUUUUCAGAGGGUGGAUUUGGGAUUGCUACACAAAAGAUUUCCGAUGUGUCAUUGCAAGAAAUAACCAGUAGUGAAGAAAGAAUGUCAGAUGAGAGUUAUGGAUCUCCAAAAUUAUCUCCCAUGUCAUCCAGUGAAUCAGCUGUCCGAGUGGCAUCACCUCUACAGACAGUUGAGUUCCAUCAUCUGAGAGACAACAAACAUGAGAUUGAUGUGAGAGCAUCUGCUGAACAACUUGAUUUGACUUCAAGCUGCAUGCUGUACAGAUCCUCAUAUGACUCACUGUCAGAGGAGGAGGAAUCGGCUGAAUCGGCUACGAUUUUAGAAAGGUCUCACAGCGAAGCAGUACUGAGGACGAUCAGCCUGGAAGAGAGACUGAACAGACAAGAAGAAAGAUCAAAAGAGGAAACUUAUUUUUCAGGAGUAACAGAUGAAACUCUACUGGAUGAUGGUGAAGAGGAUGCUGAUUUAGUUGUCCUCUAUGAAGCGCCCUCAGAUGAAUGUGUAGUUUCAUCUGAGAAUUCAGAAAUUUCAGCGGAUGUGUGUGGAGACCUGUCGCCAACUCAGGAAGGCGCCUCAGUUUCUGUGCAUUCCAGUUUCAUGGUCACAAAAGGCAGUGUUGUAAUGGGAACUACACCUUCAGUGCGAUGUCUCACAUUGUCUCCUGUGUCAUCAGAUGUUAAGAAAGAAGUUUGUGCGAGUGGAAAUAACUUAUCCAGUAUCCCACCUUCAGCAGUUAUGGAACUACCUGAUGUCUCUGGAGAUGUCAAUAUUCCAAGGGAAGAGGACAUGACAAGUCAACAUGUUGCCACUGAGAUAAAGAGACACAUCCCUUUGAGACCUUCUUCAGAGAGCAUUAAUUUUGCCUCAAGUUGGGACCAGGCCAGACUACAUUCUAGUUCUAAGCCAAGAGUGAAAGACCUUUCAAGAUUAUCAUCUCUAACAAGACAAUCAAACAGAACUACAUUAAAUGAGAAAGAGGGUUCAGCAAGUGGUUUCACUGAAGACCAUCUGAGCACAAUGGCACAUACAGAGUCUUCUAUCACAGUACUCUUUGAGAAUUCAGACGAAGAUGUUGAUGAUGAAAGUGAAUCCUUAGCUGUUGCUGAAAGUUUAGCAGAGUAUCAUUCCAUUCCGGAGGUGGUGAUUGUCCACAAAGCUCCAUCAUUUGAGGAACUGCCUGAGACAGAUGAGGAGGACCUUCAUAGAUCAGAGUCCUCUGUGGGGAGGCCUGAUUCUCUCAGUGGUGCACAGGGAUCCCAAUCUAGUGUAACGUCUCCCACAAUGUCAGUGGGUGCUGAAAAUACAGAUGGGACACCAUAUGUGGUGAUCAUUCACAAAGCUCCUUCUGAGAAAGACCUUCCUGAUACUCCGUUUACACCAGGAGUAGAAAAUAUGGUUGGAUCUGGAUCAGCUUUAGCAGAAGAUGUCGCUAGAUUACCAUUGGUUCAUGAUAAACUACCACCAAAGGCGCCACAUCAGUCAGAGGAGAAAUCAUCUGAAGCAGAAACGGCUGCAAAUCCACCAGCAAAGACAUUGUAUGAUGAGGUUGUUGGAGAUGCAUUGAAAACAUCAGAGAGCCUUAGAUCUCCUAGAUUAGGACCAACGUCAUCUUGCAUAUUAGAAGCUGCUAAAGACUCAGACACUACUACCCAUGUGGUAAUCAUUCAUAAAGCUUCCUCUGGCGAGGGUUUUCCUGAAGUUAGCAUUACAUCUAAUGUUGAGAGUGUUGGGCCACAGUCCUCUCUGAAGUGGGUGCCAUCAGCAAAUGAAAGUGUGACCUCUUCUGGAACACAGAGUUUAAAUGAAAGAGAUAAAAGUGUCUCAUCAGUGACAACCAAAUCCCCAAGAUUGACUCCGCAGCGUUCAAAGGGAGAUGUUUCUAGAACAACAUCAUCAGAUCGCCUCAGUGUUUCAGCCUCUGGCUUGAAUGAAGAUAUCUAUGAAGUUCAAUUGAGUGUUGACACUGAAAAGGACUCUGUUGGACAAAGUGUAAAGGACUCUGUUGGAACAGCCAAUUCAGCGGAGAGACUCAGAGACUCAUCUUGCAUAUCUGGUGCACUCGAAAUAUCAGUUUCAAACAGUUGUGUUAUAUUUUCAUCUAAUGAUGAUGACAUUGCAUUUGAAAAUGGAUCCUCCACCCUACAUUCAGAUCAUUACCACUCACUCACCAAGUCAGACACUAGUGCAGAGUGUUGUGCUACACUAAAUGAGAGAUUUAAUGAAAUGCCAGUUGAUGAUACACUUGAAAUGAGAACAGCAUCCUUACAACAAAGCUCCGAAGGAAUUCAGUUCUCUUCCAUAUCAAAAGAUGCUGAAGAGGCUGACUAUUCACCUAAUGUGGUAAACAUCUCUAGAGAGAAACUUCCUGAAUCUGGUGUAACAUUGGGACUGUUGGAGAAAGUGCCGUUUGCGGCCUCCAAAAAAACAGAGGAUGAUACUUUGGAUGUUCACAAUUCAAGAAUUGACACGGUUUUUGUAGGCCCAUCUGAAGCAGCAGAGCAAAGAGUUGCUUAUGUAAGGACACCUAGUGAAGAUGAAAUCAGUACAGACAUUUCAGUAGUUAUCAGAUCAGACUCAAAACUAUCUCCUCGCCAUUUAAGUGGAGAUGUCUCUGAGAGAGUUUCCUCCGAGCACCUUCAGGUGUCAACCUCUGGCCUGUGGUCAACUCCUGGUAUGUCAGCGGAAGACAUUUCUGAACCAACUUUGAGUAUUCAGGAAGUGAUUUUAGACAACACAUCAGGUGUAGUUAAAUGUUCAAGCCACAUUAAACUGGAUAGGGAACCAUCUGAAUUGACAACAACGAAAGAAUCUUCAACUGUUACAUCAAGUGAAAAGUCAGUUGAAACUUCAUUUGAUGGUACAACUGAAGCUAAAAUGGCGUCAUCACAAUCAAGUUCAGAAAGAAUUCAGUCCAAUUGCAUUUUGGAGGCUGUUGAAGUGGCAGAAAUUAUUCCUCAUGUGGUAAUUCAUAAGGCACCUUCUGGGGCAGAACUUACUGAAACUGGUAGUUCAUGCUCAUUAGGUCAUGGAAGCCUUUCAGCCACCGAUAGUUUAGAUGUUCAGAAGUCAGUAAGUGGCACUUCUGUUGUAGCACCACCUGAAUCAACAGAGGAAAGAGUUGCUUAUAUAAGGACACCCAGUCAAGAUGAAAUCAGUGGUGAAGUUUCAGUAGUUAUAGUCAGAUCCCCAAGAGUGUCUCCUCACCAUUCAAUUGGAGAUAUCUCUAAGAGAGCUUCCUCCGAGCAGCUUCAGGUGCCAAACUCUGGCCUGGCAUCCACUCCCACAGUGUUAGUAGAAGACACUACUGAACUGCUGAUAAGUCAUGAGGACGUGUCUUCAGAGAAAACAUUAGACAUAGCUCAAUGUUCAAGUGACAGUAUAUUAGAGAGGGAGGAGGCAUGCGAGAUGGCAACAACCAGAGCAUCACCACCACCACCUACACCAAGUGGCCAGCACAUCGCUGAGAUAGUGAAGUCAGAUGAGAGACUCAAAUCUCCAGUGUUAUCCCCCAGAUCGUCAUGGGCAUCUGAGAAAUUAAAUGAAAUUUCAGUUGAUGGUAUGCUUGAAGUGACGUUGACAUCUUCACAGCCAAGCUUAGAAUGUAUUCAACCCCCUUCCAUGUUGAAAAGUGCCGACGAUUCAGAAAUGAGUCCUCAUAUGUUGAUCAUUCAGAAGGAACCCUCAAUAGUGGAAAAUCCUGAAUCUGAUAUGACAACAGGGAUGUUGGAGGUAAUACCACCUGCAGCUUCCAAAAGUUCACUGGAUGAUUUAAAACAUUUAGCCUAUGACACUUUGGAUGUUGAGAAGUUAGGAAGUGACACUGCUGUCGUAGCACCAACUGAAAAAGAGCAAACAACUAUUUAUAAACAGAUACUUAGUCAAGAUGAAAUAUGUGCUGAAGUUUCAGUAGUAAGAAUCAGAUCUCCAGGAUUGUCUCCUUGCCAUUCAAGUGGAGAUGUCUCUAAGAGAGCUUCCACAGAGCAGCUUCAGGUGUCAACCUCUGGCCUGGUGUCAACUCCCAGUGUGUCAGCAGAAGACAUUUCUGAACCAACUUUGAGUGUUGAGGAAACAUCAGAUGUAGUUAAAUGUUCAAGCCACGAUGACCUAGAGAGGAAACCCCCGGAACUGAGAACAAAGGAAGCAUCUUCAACUGUUACAGAAAAUGAAAAUUCAGCUGAAACUUCAUUUGAUGGUACAACUGAAGCUAAAAUGGCAUCGUUACAAUCAAGUUCAGAAAGAAUUCAGUCUAAUUGCAUCUUGGAGGCUGUUGAAGUGGCAGAAAUUAUUCCUCAUGUGGUAAUUAUUCACAAGGCACCUUCUGGGGCAGAACUUACUGAAACUGGUAGUUCAUGCUCACUAGGUCAUGGAAGUCUUUCAGCCACCGAUAGUUUAGAUGUUCAGAAGUCAGUAAGUGGCACUUCUGUUGUAGCACCACCUGAAUCAAUAGAGGAAAGAAUUGCUUAUAUAAGGACACCCAGUCAAGAUGAAAUCAGUGGUGAAGUUUCAGUAGUUAUAGUCAGAUCCCCAAGAGUGUCUCCUCGCCAUUCAAUUGGAGAUAUCUCUAAGAGAGCUUCCUCCGAGCAGCUUCAGGUGCCAACCUCUGGCCUGGCAUCAAGAGUAGAAGACACUACUGAACUGCUGAUAAGUCAUGAGGACGUGUCUUCAGAGAAAACAUUAGACAUAGCUCAAUGUUCAAGUGACAGUAUAUUAGAGAGGGAGGAGCCAUGCGAGACGGCAACAACCAGAGCAUCACCACCACCACCUACACCAAGUGGCCAGCACAUCGCUGAGAUGGUGAAGUCAGACAAGAGACUCAAAUCUCCAGUGUUAUCCCUCAUUUCAUCAUGUGCAUCUGAGAAAUCAAAUAAAAUUUCAGUUGAUGGUAUGCUUGAAGUGACGUUGACAUCUUCACAGCCAAGCUUAGAAAGUAUUCAACCCCCUUCCAUGUUGAAAAGCGCUGACGAUUCAGAAAUGAGUCCUCAUAUUUUGAUUAUUCAGAAGGAACCCUCAAUAGUGGAAAAUCCUGAAUCUGAUAUGACAACAGGGGUGUUGGUGAGAAUACCACCUGCAGCUUCCAAAAUUGCACAGGAUGAUGUAAAACAUUUAGCCUAUGACACUUUGGAUGUUGAGAAGUCAGAAAGUGACACUGCUGUCGUGGCAUCACCUGAAAAAGAACAAAGAACUGUUUAUAUACGGAUACCUAGUCAAGAUGAAAUAUGUGCUGAAGUUUCAGUAGUAAGUAUCAAAUCUCCACAAUUGUCUCCUCGCCAUUCAAGUGGAAAUGUCUCUGAGAGAGUUUCCACAGAGCACCUUCAAGUGUCAACCUCUGGCCUGGUGUCAGCUCCCACUGUCCCAACGUCAGCAAAAGACGUUUCAGAGGACACUUUCAAGAUGCAAGCAAAUGGAAUUGGAUCUCCCAUAACAUCAUCAACAUUCAGUGAAGGAUCUUUUCACCUGGAUCCAUCACAGGGUUUCAGCCCAGUCAGAAGUCCCUCUGCUAUCCUUCUAAAAACAAAAGAUCAUCUGAAAGAAGCUAAAAUAUCUUGUGAGGAGAUGCUGGCACAGGACACAACUAAAAUAUUGUCUCAAGAAAAGAUUCCAUCCCCAGGAUUAUCCCCUAUGGUCUCUGAAAUUAUAGGUGUCUGGUGUGACAAUUUAUCUGAAGAGCAGCAGGAUGAAACGGAUGAAUCACUGGAAGGCCUGUUCCUUAAGUGGCCUAGAAAAGCAUGUGUGUCAGCAGAGUCAUUGGACUUGGAAACUGAAACUGACAUAAAUGAAGUGGCAAUUGUGGAGGAAGUGCAUCAGCAGUCUUCCAAAACCGACUUCGCUGAAAAUCUAAAAAACACCAUACCUGCUGCAACAACAAUAUCUGCUACAGCCUUGAUAGCACCUUCUACUAGAAUACCAAGUAAAGACAGUGUAGAGGUGAUGCCAACACUAUCAAGAGAGAAAAUCACAUUUCCUAGAUUGUCUCCUAAAUCAUCCUAUGUUCUACAGAGGUCGUCUCCUGAUGGACAUCAAAGCAGAUGUCUAUCACCACUGUCAAGCAGCGUAAGAGGCCAUUCCCCAGAGAGACUGGAAUCUCCUCGGUCAUCGCCAGUCACAGAGUUUCUGUCCUCAGUUGAAUGGGCAACACAGACUUCCAGAUCAUCACUCCCUAUUAUUGAUAAAGCCACACAGAUGUCUAGAACCUCACUCCUAUUAAUCAGUCAAGCCUCUCAAACAUCAAGAACACUGCUAGCAGGGGCUAAGCAAGAAUCAAGACCAUCAUUUCCAUCUGUUGAUCAAGAGACUCAGAUAUCCUGGACAUUGCCUCAGGGUAUUGAUAAGAGAACUCAGAUAUCAAGAACACCAGUGACAUCUUCUGACCAGGGCUCACAAAUGUCAUCAGUCAAUCUGCACAAUCAGGGCACACAGAUGAUUAUUCCGCAAGAGGUGUCAGUAACUGAAACGACUGUUGACUCAAGGAAAUUGACUUGCCAAUCCUCAUCAGCUGGUAAUUGGGAUGAUGGAAAGCAGUCUGCACAUGAUAUCAGUCCUGGAGGUUUUAAGGAGGCUGAAGAAACGCAGAAGGAUAAGAUAUGGACUCUCUACCACUUAGGACAAAAGAACGAUGAAGGGUUGUUGUCCACACAAGUACUGUCUGAACCUCCAUUUAAUGGAGAGGCCUACAUCCGAAACUUUGGGACAGGGGCUGUCCUUCUCUCAGAGCGGCGUAGAGAGAGACUGAAACCACUUUCAGCCCCUAUUAGGGGGAGGCUAGUUUCAGCCAGUGCUUUUAAGCCUGGGCAGAGGCCAUCCUCCCUCGGACCUAGUGAAGUGGUCAUCCGGCCCCCUCAUCCACCAAGCAGGUCCUCCUCAACUCUGCCUGACUAUGUGUUGGUGGUGGACACUGAGACUGUUAAUCUGGACAAUUUCUUUAAUGCACCAGGAACAAACCAAGUCCAAACAAAUCCCUUGGCUUGGAUGUCCAGUCAAUUUUGAUAAACAGAUGCCCUUGUUUUCCAUCCCUCUCUAUUUCAAGAGAAAAUGUAUUAUAACUUUACUGGUGACCAAGUUCAGCUUGGUAUUGAUAGUGGUACAUUUUCUUGAGGCUUUGAAAUAAAGACCAAUGAACUAG
Messenger RNA from Alosa sapidissima (American shad), 8115 nucleotides. RefSeq names its product serine-rich adhesin for platelets-like. Bases 192 to 7979 code for a protein of 2595 amino acids. The transcript has 22 exons. The record is from RefSeq and is a predicted model, not a curated record. Lineage: Eukaryota; Metazoa; Chordata; Actinopteri; Clupeiformes; Clupeidae.